AUGGCUAGAUCGGGGGAUUCCAUUCACGUCUCGGACAGAAGACAUGGACGAUGUUUACAACUGAGACAAAAGCUCACGGAACAAGAGAUCUUAGAACUCAAAAACUACCUUCCUGAGUGGACUGCUGCAAAACGGUACGAGAAACCAGGAAUAUUCACAGCCAUAGCUCGAGCAGCAAGGUUGUUUUCUCCGAAGCUCAACCAUGGACAAUGGAAAAAGAGGAAGCAGAUCUAUAAAACCUGGUUGUUCAACAACAAGAAAAAGAAGGAAACGAAGGACAUGAUAAAGUUUGGGAGGAAAUGGACCCCUAGGAUGGUGGUCUAUCAGCAGAACAGAGAUGACGUGCUCAAGAGGAUUGAGGUGGAAUACGGGGCAAAGCAAGGAGCUCCGGAUAUGUUCAAGUAUUACCAGGCGACCGUCUGGAAGGUGAUGGAAGAAUUGUCUGAUGAAGAGUUGGAGAAGGCGAAAGAAACAGCCGACAAAUGGUCCAACAACAUUCCUCCUCCCGAGAUCCAAGUGCAAGUCGCCGGUAAGAAGGGACCCGCAUACAUGGAGCACUUCUCCAAUGAGAUGUGGAGACAAUGCAGGAUGAGAGUGUUUGUAUUGUCCGCCUGGAAGAAUGAGCAGGGCCAAGUGCUACCUGGAACGCACGACGAUAAUGAGGCAUUGGGAGACAGGGACAGCUUCAUGAAGACAAAGGACUGGGAGGAUAUCAAACCAAUGUGGCAGGAGUAUGCACAAGCACAGUUCAGUGCUGAGGCAAGGGAUGGCGAACGACAGGAGAAGGGACAUCAAAAAAGACCUAGGAAACCGGCCUUCGAACUGGAGGUGAACGGGGAAGGCAUCCCAUCGCUUCCGGACACUGUGCAAACAAAGCUCGAGGAGAAGAAGGCAAUAGUGAGGGUGUUCCUUACAACACACUACCGACUCUGUUCUGGCAUCGACAAGGCCGUCGUCCCUUGGAGUGCCAUCAUAGAAUGUGAGGAUGACUUCAUAUCACUGAUGUAUCUUCCGAGCAGGGUGCAUUUGAAGGACCCUUCAAAGUUGCAACACUCCGAUGCAACCGCCUUGCUGAACUUCUGGUAUGCUCGCCAGGAGAAUGGUAAUGAUCCAAUCUUCCUGUUCAAAGCAUGGAAGAACAAAGUCGGCAACAUGAUGAAACCAGUCUCAACCGGGGGAUCAGAUGAGUCAUCGUCCAACGAGUCUCAUUAUCUAAUGACUGAUGAUUGA
Suillus paluster is the source of this 1230-nucleotide messenger RNA. RefSeq lists its product as uncharacterized. The transcript is spliced from 5 exons. The record is from RefSeq and is a predicted model, not a curated record. Lineage: Eukaryota; Fungi; Basidiomycota; Agaricomycetes; Boletales; Suillaceae. The coding region runs from base 1 to 1230 and encodes 409 amino acids.